UCCAGGUCCUACCGUUGUGUUCACAGACAAUACUCCUUGAAGAUUGCUGAUUCACGAGGAACUCCUACUAUUCCGGCAUCCUAACACCAUGGAUAAUUCCUCCUCUCAAAACCCACCGCUUACAGAGUCUCCAUCGUCGACACAAAACGAGUCGAAUAUGGUGCUACCAGCUCCGUCAGACUUCACGCUCCCCACUAACUCCCCUUCCGCUCUGAUGACUUUCUUGCCGCCAAGCUCUGGAAGUUUGAACGAUGCGGCUGUCAGCCCAGGUCCAGCUACUCUGAGACCGUCGGUCGGUAGACCAGCGGUCUCGUUAGCACCGACACUGCCUCCUGAUGGUUCCGUGCCCCAUCAGAUUCCCACACCACCCGAGCAUGAUGUUAAAAACGACACGUUUCAACCUCAAAUUCCGCAAGAUUUAAAGGAUCCGACUUCGGGCGAUUCUCCAUUUUGCUCAAGCAAUCAGGUUUCGUGCAUGUACGGGUCGCAUCCAUUUGCUUUUGUCUUGACUUCGCUUGUGCUGUUGCUCUUUGCCUGUUGGCAAUGGAAGUUUUGGUGUUGUAAGGACACACGUGACUUCUCGCGCGGUGAAUAUCGGGCCGUGACGGCUCGGUAUACUGAUAGUGCCUUUGCCGACGAUUAUUCUGUUGAGGAGAAUCAAGAAUAUCUCAGUGAUGAGGAUGACGGUGACGGCUACGGUGGCUGGAAUAGCAACGGCGGCGGUAAACACGUAAUUGAAAUGAAAGAUCUGGGGAUAGAAGGUAAGAGUGACAAUUUGACGCUAGAAGAAAUGAACGGAUAG
This is a messenger RNA of Phaeodactylum tricornutum CCAP 1055/1, 802 nucleotides long. RefSeq lists its product with no specific name. The record is from RefSeq and is a predicted model, not a curated record. The coding region runs from base 89 to 802 and encodes 237 amino acids. The transcript has a single exon. Lineage: Eukaryota; Bacillariophyta; Bacillariophyceae; Surirellales; Neidiaceae.